AUGUUUUUGAGACAAACUGGGCUCGAACUGUUUGGAGCAAAUAACCGCCUCCGCGCCCCUGAAAUUUUGCCCUUCUCCAUUUCUACAGACUUCGAUUUCGUGCCUCAGAAAACCCUUCUUUCCAGACCGACGUGCUACCAACAGUCCAACUGCUACGGGAACAUGACCGGUAGUGAAAACGGCGACAUUUCCCUGACUCCCGAUGACGAGAUCAAGGAGGAGUCCUUGCUUGAUGACGACGAAGUGCUUGACGAGAACGACCACGGAGAUGAUGUCCCCUGCAUUACACAGGAGGAAUUUUUCGAGCGUCAUGGCGGUGACCCGAAAAAGCUCGAUUUGUCCCGUGCCGUUCUCGUUUCCAACCUGCCCAGCGAUUUCAUGGGCGACGACUACGCGGUUUUCAAUGAAGCCCUUCUUGAGAUGCUCUCUUCGGAUUUCAAGGUGUCCCGCGACAAUAUCGAUGCAGUCAUCCGUGUGCCAAAGUUGAAAAAGGAUGCCUCUGAUCAGGAAAAUGCUCUUUGCGCGCUGAUUUCAUUCAAGACGAAGGUGCACAAGCAUCGCAUGAUCGCACAGAAGAAAGUGGCCGAAGAAAAGUCGGCACUCAGCCUAUCAUCGGUGGACGAAAUUCCACAGGACUGGUUCGACGCCGACCUCCUCACGCUGGCUGACGAAGUUGGAGGCGCCGAUGAAGAUGGCGGCGAGAACAAGUCCAAUAAGGAAGACAAGAAAGGCAACAAAGAUAAAGCGAAACCCGACCCGGAGGCUGAGAAGCAACGACUAAAGGAAGAACGUGAGGCCUUCGUCAAACGCUAUGAGGAGGACAACGACGAUGACGUGGCCUAUACCACAAAUUGGGAUGGUGCGCCGGAGUUUCAGUGGAAAAUUUGUGCCGGAAAGAAUGAUCAUCGGAAAGUGAUUUUGGAGAACAUACAUCUCACUGAUUUGCGCGAUCCUUUCCUCUACCGAGCCAUUGCCAAGGCCGAAUCCGUUGAUGUCGAGGUUCCGCAACGUUACAGCUUUGAUGGAACCAAGGCACAUAAAGGAAAAGUGACGAUCACCUUCUCUCGGGAUCAUCUCGUCAUGCCGUCCGCGAUGCGCAGUCUUAUCUAUAUCCGCAGCCCGCACAAGAGGAGGAUAAAAAUCUAUCUCCCACAACACGAGACAACGCUAAAGUCCAAGGAUGAUUUCGAAAAGCGACUUGGACGGGUGAUUGAGGAGACUUUGUCGAUGAGGCAGUUGGUCGUGAAGGUGCUGCCAGAAACAUUCGAGCUCACAUUGGAGAAAGCUAAGGAAUGGUUUUCGGAUUUCAACGUGGAGUCUGCAGAAGCUGUCAAAGAUGGACGAGGACAGAACGUCGCCCUUGUCACUUUCGCGACUACCACUGAUGCUAUGGACGCUCAUCAGAAUCAGCACUUCCUCUCGAUCGACGACACCAAGUGUCAAAUAUUUUUGAUGAGCAUCGAAGUGAACAAGAACUACCUGUCCGUCUUUGACAAGGCAGCCGAGACGGCCGUCUACCAGGCCAAGAUGACAAAGCGCAACGAGGAGGAGCGCAAGGAACGCGAGAAGCGCUCGAUUAAACGGAGGGCUGACGACCAUCCGAAUGACAAGCGCGCUCGCUGGGAGAAUACGACCCGCUCACCUCGUGGAGCUGCCCCUCGCGGAACAAGAGGUACCUUCCGAGGACGUGCUCGCGGCCGUGGUGCCCCGCUUGCCAAUUCCAGACCUGUGGCUAGGGCACCUAUCCCGCGUACCUACGAGACCACUUCAUCAUACACCCGUCGCGAGGACCCUUACAGAAGUACGGAGCGCCAUCGUGAGCCCUACUCACGCAGCGCCUUCGAGCCCACCACCCGUUCAGCCUUCGCAACCUAUGGUGAUAUCGGCGGCUCGAGCUAUUCGACAUACUCCCAGUCGGCCUUUGAUUUCGGACGUUCUACUGCCAGUAACCCAGCCUUCUCGGACAAACGGCGAUACUAC
This is a messenger RNA of Mesorhabditis spiculigera, 1980 nucleotides long. The record is from the annotation of a GenBank genome assembly. NCBI's taxonomy places the organism in Eukaryota, Metazoa, Nematoda, Chromadorea, Rhabditida, Rhabditidae.